CAAGGGGGACGGGAAUGCUUCUCGCUCUGGGAGUCAUGGGGGCUUUCUGCUGGGAUCCUUGAGGCGAUCAGGCACAAGGAUGGUGAGACUGCCCAUGGCCAUGAGCCCUCCUCAGUGCUCCUGGGGCUGAGGCUGGGGCUGGCAGCCAUGGGGCUGGAUCGGGCCCAGGCCUGGCUGUUGGGUCUGCCCGUGGCCGUGGUCUAUGGCUCCCAGGCCCUCUUCACCUCCAUCCUGCACAAUGUGUUCCUGCUCUACUAUGUGGACACCUUUGUCUCAGUGUACAAGAUCAACAAAACGGCCUUCUGGGUUGGAGAGACGGUGUUUCUCCUCUGGAACAGCCUCAAUGACCCCCUCUUCGGCUGGCUCAGUGACCGGCAGUUCCUCAGCUCCCAGCCCCGGUCAGGCACCGGACUGUCUUCGAGGGCUGUGGUGCUAGCACGGGUACGGGCACUGGGCUGGCAUGGGCCGCUGCUGGCGCUGUCCUUCCUGGCAUUUUGGGUUCCCUGGGCCCCAGCUGGUCUGCAGUUCUUGCUGUGCCUGUGCCUCUACGAUGGCUUCCUGACACUCGUGGACCUGCACCAUCAUGCCUUGCUGGCCGACCUGGCUCUCUCGUCCCAUGACCGCACCCACCUCAACUUCCACUGCUCCCUCUUCAGUGCCGCCGGCUCCCUCUCUGUCUUUGCCUCCUAUGCCUUUUGGAACAAGGAAGACUUCUCCUCCUUCCGUGCCUUCUGCGUGGCACUGGCUGCCGGCUCUGGGCUGGGCUUUCUGGGGGCCACGCAACUGCUGAGGCGGCAGGUUGAGGCGGCCAGGGGGGAGCCAGGGUGCUCAGCCCUGGCCGUGGAUGGAGGCCUGUGUGGAGAAGAGCUGCUUGUGGGCAGCGAGGAAGCGGGCAGCAUCACCUUGGGCCAAUACCUCCAGCAGCUGGCACGCCACCGGAACUUCCUGUGGUUCGUGGGCAUGGACCUGGUGCAGGUCUUUCACUGCCACUUCAACAGCAACUUCUUCCCCCUCUUCCUGGAGCAUCUGUUGUCCGACCACAUCUCCCUCUCCAUGGGCUCCUUCUUGCUGGGCAUCUCCUAUGUCGCUCCCCAUCUCAACAACCUCUACUUUCUGCCCCUGUGCCAGCGCUGGGGCGUCUAUACCGUGGUGCAGGGGCUCUUCCUGCUCAAGCUGGGCCUCAGUCUGCUCAUGCUGUUGGCUGGCCCAGAACACCCUGGCCUGCUCUGCCUCUUCAUUGCCAGCAACCGUGUUUUCACUGAGGGCACCUGUAAGCUACUGACCUUGGUGAUCACUGACCUGGUUGACGAGGACCUGGUGCUCAACCAUCGCAAGCAGGCGGCCUCGGCGCUCCUCUUUGGCAUGGUUGCCCUGGUGACCAAACCAGGCCAGACCUUUGCCCCGCUGCUGGGCACCUGGCUUCUCUGCUUCUACACAGGUCAUGACCUCUUCCAGCAGCCACCAAUGAUCCCUGUGGGGAGUGCCCGGCCCUGGCCAGAGCCCCCAGCCCCAGCCCCAGCCCAGGCCCCAGCACUCCGCCAGGGCUGCUUCUACCUGCUGGUACUGGUGCCCAUCACCUGUGCUCUGCUGCAGCUCUUUACCUGGUCCCAGUUCACGUUGCAUGGGAGACGCCUGAACAUGGUCAAGGCCCAGCGCCAGAACCUGUCACAGGCUCAAAGCCUAGACAUUAAGAUGGUGUGAGAGGUGCAGCUAGGCCACCCUGCUGAAGACACUGCCCACAGCCAGGGCAGGGGCCACUUUUGCCUGCUGUUAUCCUGCUCCUCCACCUUCGUCGGAUGCAGUCUGGAGGAUAGGUGGCAGGAUUGGGGGUAAGCUCCUGAGGCUGAGCCAGGACAGUCACUGAGGUCUGAGUCCCUGCUUAGCUGUCUGGCCCAGCUUGGGCCAGGGCUGUCAUAUGUGCUCAGGGACCUGCUUCCCUUGUGGGGCAGGAGGGAAGAAGAGGACCAAGAAGGGAUGGAGCCGCCUUGCAGUACACAUAGGGUUGCUGUGGGGCAUGGAGGCCUGUCCCACUGCCUGGCUGGGGCUGGCCCCUCUGGUGGGCUCAGAAACCACUUUUGGUACUGCAACUUCUCCCUUUUGCUCAGUCAGGAGAAGCUGACUGGAAGUCCCACCUGUCCCCUCCUUCUGCCUUCUAGUGGUUUCUCUCAGAGGGUUUUGCUUCAGCUGUGCUUGAAGUGGCAUGCCCCCUGUGCUGCAGGGCUCCCCUUGCCCAACCCACCAGGUCUCUAAAGCGAUUCAUUUCAUAGACUGAUUAAAGUCAGUCAUUCGUAUUC
Molecule: messenger RNA, 2294 nt
Organism: Cynocephalus volans (Philippine flying lemur)
Lineage: Eukaryota; Metazoa; Chordata; Mammalia; Dermoptera; Cynocephalidae
Gene: SLC68A1
Product: major facilitator superfamily domain containing 13A
Exons: 9
Coding region: 148-1701 (517 amino acids)
Source: RefSeq, a predicted model, not a curated record